Messenger RNA from Gossypium raimondii (Peruvian cotton), 1487 nucleotides. Its product is annotated as biotin synthase, mitochondrial. Gene Ontology annotation, cellular component: mitochondrion. The transcript is spliced from 6 exons. Gene Ontology annotation, molecular function: 2 iron, 2 sulfur cluster binding; biotin synthase activity. NCBI's taxonomy places the organism in Eukaryota, Viridiplantae, Streptophyta, Magnoliopsida, Malvales, Malvaceae. Gene Ontology annotation, biological process: biotin biosynthetic process. The coding region runs from base 137 to 1258 and encodes 373 amino acids. The record is from RefSeq and is a predicted model, not a curated record.
ACUCAACUCAUCGCGUAUCAGUUACUGUGCUGUCUGUCUGACUGACUGACUCUGAGUAGGGGUAACAAAGAAGAAGAGAAAAAGUGACAAAGGCCUUAGCUUAGCUUAGCUUGGGCCUUCCCCCAAAAAGAGAAAAAUGUUGUCCAUUCGAUCCCUUUCUACUACCAAGUUGGUGGUGAGAAGCUGUAGUUACUACUAUUCUUCUUCCACUGCAUCGGCUGCGGCUGUUGAAGCUGAGAGAACUAUCCGGGAAGGCCCUAGGAACGUCUGGACUCGCCAACAGAUCGACUCCAUCUACCAUUCUCCCCUUCUUGAUCUCCUUUUCCAUGGAGCUCAAGUUCACAGAUAUGCUCAUAACUUCAGAGAGGUGCAGCAGUGUACUCUCCUCUCAAUCAAGACUGGUGGAUGUAGCGAGGAUUGUUCCUAUUGCCCUCAAUCCUCUAGGUACCAUACUGGCCUAAAGCCCCACAAGCUCAUGACCAAGGAUGCCGUUAUGCAGGCAGCUAAACAGGCUAAAGAGGCUGGUAGUACACGCUUUUGCAUGGGUGCAGCAUGGAGAGACACAGUCGGAAGGAAAACUAACUUCAACCAAAUUCUUGAAUAUGUAAAAGAAAUUAGGGAUAUGGGGAUGGAGGUGUGUUGCACUUUGGGCAUGCUGGAGAAGCAGCAAGCACUUGAACUUAAGAAGGCAGGUCUUACAGCUUACAACCAUAAUCUCGAUACUUCAAAAGAAUAUUAUCCCAACAUUAUUACAACAAGAACCUAUGAUGAGCGGUUGGAAACCCUUCAACAUGUCCGUGAAGCAGGAAUUAAUGUCUGUUCAGGGGGCAUUAUAGGGCUUGGAGAAGCAGUAGAGGACCGGGUUGGUUUAUUGCACACAUUGGCUACACUCCCCACUCACCCAGAGAGUGUUCCCAUUAAUGCCUUGGUUGCGGUGAAAGGCACACCUCUUCAAGAUCAAAAGCCAGUGGAAAUAUGGGAGAUGAUUCGGAUGAUUGCCACUGCUCGAAUAGUGAUGCCGAAAUCAAUGGUCAGGUUGUCAGCUGGCAGAGUUCGGUUCUCUAUGCCAGAGCAGGCAUUAUGUUUUCUUGCUGGUGCAAAUUCUAUCUUCACUGGUGAGAAGCUAUUGACAACUCCUAACAAUGAUUAUGAUGCUGAUCAAGUCAUGUUCAAAAUCCUUGGACUGAUUCCAAAAGCUCCCAGUUUUACUGAGGAAGAAGCAGAAAAUUGUGAUGAAGCUGUUUCAACUUCAGGUUGAUUUAAAGCAGUGCCUUCUUGAUGUAGUUGUAGUAUUGUGGUCAGUGACCUUUUUCGUUGUUAUGUUUGUUAGUUAUUAUCUGUAAGGAAUUGCCUGCGCAAUAAUAAAUGGCAACGAGCUCUUUUGUUGCCCGGGGUAGUGUCGAAGGCUUAGUCUAAUGCAGUGAAAGACUUGUGACAUAUAUUUAUUUGAUAAUUAAAAAAAGAAGAUUAGAGUUAACGUCUUAAAA